Molecule: messenger RNA, 555 nt
Organism: Nematocida major
Lineage: Eukaryota; Fungi; Microsporidia
Exons: 1
Coding region: 1-555 (184 amino acids)
Source: RefSeq, a predicted model, not a curated record
AUGCUAAUAAGUAGAGAACACAUAAUAAGCGGAGUCCGCACUCUCCAGCCAACAUACGAUUCAAUCAACACAAUGGUGGAGUAUAUUAUGCUUUUUCCGGAAGAGCUGCCGUCAGUUAUCGAGAUUAUAUUGAGCGAAAGCGCAACCAGCAACGCACACUCGAACUUGUUCAUUCUCUAUCUGCUAAACGAGCUGCUGGCCAAGCACACGUGCGCCUCGGAGGAUGCGGAGGCUCAGGAAAAGAAUAUGCGCAUAAUCACAGACGCGCUCAAAAAUGUUCUCCACACCGGCAUGCAGAAGGCCGACUUCCUAUCAAAAAACAGCACAGAGGGCCUGAAGAAGUCUGCGGGUUUUCUGAAAAGCAAGUAUCACGAAAUAGAGAAAAUUAUAAACAAAAAAAGAGACAGCAAUUCUGCCGAUGCAAAUGAGGCUGGAGAAAUUUCUUCAGAAAUGGAAGCAUACUUGGACAUAGAUUAUCUGGAGAGUAUGUGCAAAAGAAAAGACAAAAAAGGCAUACUAAAGUACAUCAAAGACCUAAACAACAGAAAAGAAUAA